AUGGUCCGGUCCUCGCACCUCAGUCGCUUCACGCCUAUCGUGAGCCGAAAUAUUCUAGGGCACAUUCCCUUCUCCGCCGCUCCCUCCGUGCUCGCUGAUUUUACCGACAUCCUCCCAUCCUCGCCCGGAUUAGCCGUUAUCUCCGGCGACCUUAAGUUCUCUGCUUGGCCGAUAGAAGAACGAAUUACGGAGGCGGUAGUAAUGAUCCAAAAGAAAGAGAAAGUUAAUUCCUUGAAAAAUGUUCAUGAAAAUAAAACUCCUUUAUGGCCACCGCCCACGAAAAAAAACAAGAGGAUUUCGAAGGGGAAGAAGGGAGGCAAGAAGAAAGCAGCUGACCCCUUUGCUAAGAAGGACUGGUAUGAUAUCAAGGCGCCGUCUAUUUUCAACACCAGAAACGUGGGCAAAACUCUAGUUACUCGUACUCAGGGAACUAAGAUUGCUUCAGAAGGGCUCAAGCACCGUGUGUUUGAGGUGUCCUUGGCUGACUUGCAAAAGGAUGAAGAUCACUCCUUCAGGAAGAUUCGUUUGAGAGCUGAAGAUGUUCAGGGCAAGAAUGUUCUCACAAACUUCUGGGGCAUGGAUUUCACCACUGACAAACUGAGAUCACUCGUGAGGAAAUGGCAGUCACUAAUUGAGGCACAUGUUGAUGUCAAGACAACCGACAACUACACUCUGAGGUUGUUCUGCAUUGCCUUCACUAAGAAGCGUGUGAACCAGCAGAAGAGGACAUGCUAUGCACAGUCUAGCCAGAUUCGUCAGAUCCGGAGGAAGAUGAGGGAGAUCAUGGUGAACCAAGCACAAUCUUGUGUUCUAAGUGAAUUGGUUCAGAAGUUCAUUCCGGAGUCGAUUGGCAAAGAGAUUGAGAAGGCAACUCAAAGCAUCUACCCUCUGCAGAAUGUGUAUAUCAGGAAAGUCAAGAUCUUGAAAGCUCCCAAAUUCGACCUUGGCAGGCUUAUGGAUGUUCAUGGCGAUUCUAAUGAAGAGAUUGGUGUGAAGUUGGAAAGGCCGGCCGAGGAGCCAAUGGCUGAGGCUACUGAAGUUGUUGGUGCCUAGAAUUGGUUACAUUCACAAGUUCAGAGAUGUCCUAUCCAGUUAUAUGUACCCAGUUUUGUGGAGAGAUUCAGAAACUGAUUUUUCUUUCUAUUAUAGAUAUUUGGUAAUGAGUCUUUUGUUUAAUUUUUUUGGUUAAAUUGCACCGUGAAUUUUGUUUCCAUUAUGAGUAACUUCAAGUUUCACCCUGCUUGAUUAUAACGGGAGAUUCUUCUUUCUGGCUAUUAAAAUUAAAUACCCGUCUUCAAUUUAUUUCGAUAUUAUGGCACCAUUUUCUGGCGAAAAGUGAUAUUACGGGAUUAGGAAAGAAAAUGAUGAAGAUUGGAAUUGUCGUAGGCAGUCAUCACAUAUCAUUUAUCG
Molecule: messenger RNA, 1410 nt
Organism: Striga asiatica
Lineage: Eukaryota; Viridiplantae; Streptophyta; Magnoliopsida; Lamiales; Orobanchaceae
Source: the annotation of a GenBank genome assembly